UUUUUUUAAACGCAUACACACACACACACACACACACACACGCACGACGUACUACUUUUUUUUAUAUAAUAUUCUUUUUUCUGUCAGGACCGAGAGACACUUUUAUAGAUACAAUCCAACCUAUCUAUAUAUCAUAUAUAUAAGUAUACUCCCCCCAAAAAAAGUAACGAGUAAACUAGUCAAGUCAAGUCAAAGAAGCAAAACCCUCGUGGCGUAUACGACAAAAGAGCAAAAACGGAAUUCACACACAUAUACACACGCACACAAUUGGAAAAAAAGAGGGAAGAAGAACUUGAAUGCCUUGAUGCUUACUGAUUCAAGCUUAACCAACAUAUUUCUCGUGAGCGGUGCGUCUCAAAUUCGCUACAGAGUAUACUGCCAACGAUGCCAACGGUCGCAAUUGGCAAGCUUCCUUAAAACCGAGACAGCAGGGUCCUCUUCCUCUUCAUCGUCUUCAGCCUCCACUACUGGUGGUGGUACUGAUGACGACCAGGACAAGCAUCUCGUUCGAGCGUUCCGCCAGCUUGUUCAGCUGGGAAUACCGUGCACUUGGCGUAUUAUUACUACGCAACAGGAAGACCAAGUAACGCUUGAGCUUUGGGUGUUUUGGUUUGAUGACCGACGCACGGGUGAAAUCGAUGAUAACAUUAGUCUUCAAAAUCUGGAAGAAACGAAAAUGGGAUCGUUUACUUGGGAAAGCGCAGUCGCAAAAAGUUUAUCGCCAACAGCAUCCCCACGAACACCAUCCACAAGUACCAGUAGCUCGGUCUUGAGCGUAUCGGUAGAGUACCGACUAUUCAUCAAAGCCAUCAAAAGUUUAAUAAGAGGGUCAAUGGUGCGAAAGGGAGCAAUGCCCCUGGGCGAGUUUUUCAUUUUUCCUUCAACCUUCAUGGAGGGCGAUGUAUGUUCCGAUAUCUUCUCGACAACUCCAGAUCCGUCGGUGGCCACCCUCCUCACUUGUACAUACAACAUUUAUCUGACAAACACAAACCUUGUUGUGCAACCAGACAUCCACAGAAUCAAGCUUCGACCUAUAACAACACGUGAUCUGGAUACUGCCGGAACAUCAGUUCUCAUAUGUCCUUAUGGUGAACAAGCAACCAUUAUCCGUGCAAAGCAUGGCAUACCAAAUUCAAUGGAAGAGCAAGUCCUGCAUCAUUGGUCAUCUUUGCUCGAUAUACCCCUCCGCGCACUGCAACAACAUCAGCAACACCAUCAUCAUUACCCGCAUCAACAUAAAAGUUACCACCAGAAUCAUCACUACACCAACAGUUACCAUCAUUACCAUAAUCAUAAUCAGCAUUACCACCAUCAUAAUCUCAGCAGCAAUGGCAUUAAUAGCAGCAGCAAUAGCAGUAGUAAUAGCAGUAACAGCAAAAAGAACGAGUAUCAAUUACCACCAUUAGUCCCUCUUCGAAUGUCCAAAACCGGCGACAUUGUACUUUAUCCAACGCACCUUACCUAUAUUUCAACUUCCGCAUCCAUAUCCCCGGUCAGCAUGGGCGGCAUGAAUGGCAUUCUGGGCUACAAUCAAGGAUAUGCCGAAGACCUUGGCGAGAAAUGGAGCCGAUGGGCUUGGGCGGACCAAAUCAGAGAAUAUGCACGCCGUAAUCGACAUCAUCCUAAUGUUACUAGCACUACUACCAGUAACAACAGCAGUAAUGACAAUGUUAAUUUUUGGGAUUAUGGUAGUCCCAAAAUGAGUGCUACAGCUGCUGUAUUGGAUACACUAUCGAUUGCAGAAAUGGGCAAUUUUCAAGGCGUGUUGCAAAAGGCACUGAACGAAACCGUUGGGUCUAGCCCAAUCAUGGUAUCCAAAGCUGUGGCUACGCCAGCGAGCUCAGGACCGAAGAUGGAGCCGAGUGAGAAUGAUCAAUGCACUCCGCCAGACAAGAGUCGAGCAGAACGAUUUCAGCAUCAAUCAGAAUUAUCAAUUGCAGAUUUUGCAAAGCUGCAUUUUGGUGAAGAUGAGGACGAACAACAACAACAACAACAACAGUCAGGAACCGCGAGCAUGAUUGAGGGAGUUGGUGGAGGAAAUCAAGGGGCUGCCGUGACAGAAAUAGGAGCAGACUUUGCUGGACAUCGAGUCAAUGCGAAUGGGCAACAACGAGAAGGUGCAACGACAACAACAGCGAAUAGUAAGAAUGUAUUGCAGCCGUUACCACAGCAACAACAGACGACGCCUGCACAUACUGCUAGCGGCAACAAUAACAGGACAUUAACAGAUUCAUCAGUUCUUUUAUCGGGCGUAUCUGACAUGGUGUUGAAUUCCGGUGAUCCGACACAGGCAUAUCCCUCCUCAUCUUCGCCAACACCUAUUGCAGCAUCUGACGAUGCUUUUGGAUUUCGACUUGGAAUUGAUGGGUUGGAUGGCGCUAACAACAUGUACGGCAGCGUGACAUCAAACCGUUGGGGCGAUCCCAUGGAAGACCUCGAUAAUCUCGAUUUCAACGUAACUGAAGAGGAUUUUGACUUUUUCGAGCCUGUCAAAGAAGACCCCGCAGCAGCAGCAGCUGCUUUGUUUGGAAAUAACCAUAGCAAUGUAUUGGACGAGCAACAUCAACAGCAUCAAGAGGAUCAGCAACAGGAACUACAAGUAGAAAAGCAAGAACAGCAAACAAACGCCAAUGAUACACUCAUGUUACUGGAUAUGACUGAUAUUGGAAAUGAAGAAAUCAACCUGGACGCGCUUUUCAGCAAAGAUGUUAUUCUGGAUGAUGAUUCGUUGCUUAUGCCCAAUGAAACGGCAGCGUCAACAAUCACGACCGAUGCAACAGUUAAAGCCGAGAGCGGUGACAACAUUGUUCCACAGCAACAGCAACAUCCUGAGGAUGAUGAAGCUAUGACUGUCGCUAUGGAUACUGUUAACACCACCGCUGCUGAUGAUAAUCAGUCACAGCAACAGAAGCCAGAAACUGUACCUGCAGGUAUGCUCUCGCCGUCACCACCGCUACCAUCAUCAUCAUUACCACCUAUGGUGCUUGAGUCAAAAUCCGAACAGCACUUUGUACCACCUGCAUUUGCGCCGAUCAAGUUCCCAGAAGGUGUCAAUGACGCUAAAUACUCGGAAGGCGGCAAAUUUAUGUACAUGCCAACGCCCAAGGAUGAAGACGACAAGGCUCAAAUAAAGCAGCGUAACAAGUUAAAGCGAGAUAACUAUCGUCCUGACUAUGUACCACGACUUCGUAAACGGCCAAGAAUUAAACGUCAUCAUGCGUCUGCCACCGCUACUACUCCUACGCAUCGCAUAUUGACUGGAUCACCCAUCACACCUACUCAUAACAACACAGGGUCGCUUGUAAUGUAUCGCUCAGCCCCAACUACGGUUACGUCUACCACUUUACCAACCACAGCCCCAGCAGUUGCACCAACAACAGCAAUGACAUCAGCUUCUAAAAAAAUAAUUACAGCUCAUACAUUUAAUCAAGUACCUGAGAAUAUUACGAAUCAUGUUAGCAGCAUCAAUGAUAACGAAAAACUUGACGAUGGUGACGACACGUCAUCUACAACAACAGCAGAAACAUCAUCAUCAUCGUCAACAUCAUCCGACGGCAGUGCUUAUUCAAGUAACAGGAGCAGUAAUGAUGAGCCAGAUUGGUGGAUGGCUACGACUAGAAGCACACAAACGGUCUUUAUCAAUCAAUUCUUCAAGAAACAACAAGAGCAAUCAAUACAGUCCAUGAUCAAUUUCAACCGAAUGAUGUUGGAGUUUGACAGUCCAUUCCCGAGCACAACAGCCUAUGGUCCAUUGACAUCCGUUAGAUCUUUCCAAGACUUAGACAAGUCUCAAGAAGUUCUUAAAGUUUUGGAUUAUCUUUGCCAGCAAGUGGUUAUGGGUGGAUAUCCGUUCACAAGUGGAUUGACAGCAGUAUCGGCCAACGGAGGCGAAAUCCCUCGAGAUGAGUCUUCCACCGUCUUGGUAGCACGGCGGAGAGCGCUUUUACAACGAUGCCAAGGAGAUGUAAUGCAUGUGCCAUCGUUACCUAGCGAUUACGACAGGGUUGCACAAGACUUUAAGAGCGUGCUGUCAGAUCUUUUUGACCAUACCAAAAUUGUCACUGAUACGAUGGAUCAAUUGAACGUCAUGCCAAGUACCGUUGCAGUCAAAGGACCUUUGAGCGUUCAACAAUAUUAUGACCUGUCAGAAGCAAGUCAAGCGCAAUCAAAAUACGGCAAAUUUAACGUAAAAAAACGACGACCAGCAGAACCUAAUUUGGAUACGUUAACACCACCGGAUAUUGUUGUUGGACGGCAGGACGAAUUUUUGGAGGGUUCACCUAAACUUGUCACAUUUUGGGAGAAGUUGCGGCUGGAGCCUUACUCUGCGCACAAGAAUAUUCGCUAUUUUGCUGUCUUUCCGAGUAAUGAACAACUGGAACCCAUCUGUACACACUUCUUCAAAAGCCUGAGCACAGUGUAUGAGACCUGUCAUUUAGGUGUUCAUCAGCCAGGAAGCAUAGGCACUUAUCGGCGAGGGCUAGUGCCUGUUCCUUUACUUCCCGAGUCAGCAGGUGAAUCAUGGUCCGAUCGCCAAAUGCGAAGUUAUAGCGCCGAAUGCCAAAACCUGGGAUUGGCAUUAGGUGGGGCCAUGGUGGAAAAUAUGCAUAUCGUCAUUUACAUUGUCAACCCUACACACAACCUAUCAUCCAAUCUCGAACUCAGCCGAUGUUUUCACAAGCUCAUGCUUGCCUAUCAUGCGGCAUCCAUGGGAAACAUAUCUGCUUGUCAAGAACGACGCGCUCGGCUAGUCUUUCAAUUGGUACCCUUGGAGCAUAUUCUGCGACCGUCGUCAUUUGGUGGAUAUCCCAAUUUUGGACUUAAGGAAGUUGCUUUCUCAGUAUACAGCAAAUGCCAUACUGUUGUAGGCAGGAACCAUACACAACAUCCUGGCAUGGAAGAUACCCGACCGGCGACAUUGAUGUAUUCGCCGCCGUUCAUUCUGGCCAAACCGAUACCCGAUACAAUUCAAUACUCAUUGAAGAACACGGUCAAUUCGUUUCCAAUCAUCCUGGACCAAAGCGCGACUUUACAUAUGGCGUACUGCUUUAGUCUGGAUCGACAAUGGAUGGUGCUAGUCUGGACGGAUAACCAAGGCGAAUUACUAGAGUUUUCAGUUAUUCAUAUCAAGGACAAGUCGCUGUUAGAUGCCGUUGAUGAAGCUUGGCAAAAAACCAAAGAUGUUGCCCAGUGCACAGGAUUCGCGUGGACUUUUGUCAUAGCCAAAAUUGGUCUUAUGUUUGGAGAUGAACUGCAAGCUUGGAUCGAUGUCAUACCUGCAGACGAUAAAGUGGCUAUUGUUUCAGUGGAUAUUGACUCGGCUUUGCGCGUGCAACUGAACCACGAUUUGGCGAACCAGUAUCACCAGCAACAGCAACAACAAAUACCAGUAAUGGAGUAUCCACAAACGCCUGGAUCUUCAGCAAAUACCCCGACACCGGAAACGUUUAGCUCUGCAGCUGCCUCAACUGCGACCACACCACUUUCUGCUGCAGCCGCAUCAACGGCAGCAGCAGCAGCAACUGUCCGACCUGCUGCGAGUGCGCUGGAUUUGAGUAACGCGAAUGGUGAAAUCAAAGCACUGAUAUUGAAUCAUCGAGUGGCCUACUCAAGACACCGGACUCAUGUUAUGCAAGGCAUUGUCAAUGCGGAUUAUGGUGGCACUGCUUGUGGCGACGGUGACAGUGACCAAGAGCACUGGAUGCUACCUCUUGCCACAGGAUACUUGAUCUGCUCAUCACCAAAGACAGAAAAUCCGUUACGGGAACAAUUUAACAGCGAGCCAUUGGUGAUGGAUGUGCAUCUUGUAUACAAUCAAACGGGUCCUCUUGUCUACAGCACAUUACGAGAUAUUAUUAAGCGAUACCACGCUCUUUCCUUCAUUUCCAUGACCCCAUCCAGCUCGAGCAAUUGUUUACCGCUACAUCUCGUCAUUGCCGAGCGACUUCAGCGUAUCCUACUUGUCAUGGAUACAGCUUGAAAAACACCCGCAAAAUAACCCUUCCCAUUUCCUUUUUUUGCAUGUACUUAUUCUCUUUUUACAUACAAUUCUAUUCCUCAUUACAUCUCUCUCACUGUUCUUCUGUACAUUUUACCCUUCCAUCCGAUCUUAACACCGAUUUCCAUCUUCUUUCACCUUUUGCCUCCACAUGUUUAAUUUCUUCCUCACUCCGUUUCUUGUGUGUUGUGAUUUAUUAUUAUUAAUGGUUUCUUUCAAGUUCUAGUGUAAAAAUACAUAUACGCAACAACCAUCCACCACAUUUACCCCAGUAUCAAGUUACAGAACCUAUGUUUGCUAGUACAUCCAACAUCAGCAAAAGCGAAAUGUAUUAUUUGAUGAUAAAACCAGACAGUAAAGCGUGGAUAGAAAAAAUCAAGGGAUGAUUAAUAGAUGUCUAUAGGUGGUGAAGCACUAUAGUUGCACAGAUCACCCAAAUAAAAGAGCAAGUAUAGGAGUUGACGUUAAAA
Molecule: messenger RNA, 6468 nt
Organism: Zychaea mexicana
Lineage: Eukaryota; Fungi; Mucoromycota; Mucoromycetes; Mucorales; Lichtheimiaceae
Product: mediator complex subunit 13 C-terminal-domain-containing protein
Exons: 9
Coding region: 305-5980 (1891 amino acids)
Biological process (GO): regulation of transcription by RNA polymerase II
Cellular component (GO): mediator complex
Molecular function (GO): transcription coregulator activity
Source: RefSeq, a predicted model, not a curated record